Molecule: messenger RNA, 3542 nt
Organism: Ilyonectria robusta
Lineage: Eukaryota; Fungi; Ascomycota; Sordariomycetes; Hypocreales; Nectriaceae
Exons: 11
Coding region: 18-3284 (1088 amino acids)
Biological process (GO): mitochondrial translation; arginyl-tRNA aminoacylation
Cellular component (GO): cytoplasm; mitochondrion
Molecular function (GO): ATP binding; arginine-tRNA ligase activity
Source: RefSeq, a predicted model, not a curated record
CCUCAAUACGCUUGGUAAUGAGCAGGCAUUGCCAAAGUUUCUCACUGCAUGCAUUAUACAUGCCGAACCAACCUCGGAGUUACAAUGGUGUCAUGUCAGCCCAACAGGUCGACGAAGCCCUGAAGCGAAAACGCUUCGGCGACCACACUGAGCCCGAUGCAUGCAUAAGGCGAUUCCAUCUUCACCAUCCUACACUGGAAUCAAUCGCUGCGCUUAUCUUGAAUGCCAAGGAAACCGAGCUCUUCGUUCUCAGAGACUUCUUCUGGAAUUAUUUUAGAGGUCAAACGAAUCAGGCUUCCAUCCGAUUCAACAUUGGGAACGGCGGCCGCACUUUCGCCUUGAGCUAUCACAUUCCUUCAUUUGUGCUACGUACAGUCGAUCUGGACGACGCCCCUGAGGACCCUCGUUUAGGAAACGAGUCACGAAUUGUCGAAAUCCUCUACGAAACUCAACAUUCAUUCACCGUUUAUGGCCCCAACAAGUCCGUCUGGACUUCAAAUUAUCUUGGUGACACAUACUUUUACAAGGUAGACUCGGAAAACCAAGACACAGUCGAUUACUACACAGAAGAGGUUGAUGACAACGAUAAUUACUAUGAGGAAUGCCAGGAGAAGUGGGAUCCAUCGACAAUAGGUAUUGUGGAAGCCGAAAAGGUGUCACAUCCGUGUGAUUACUUUCUGAUGGUCCUACACGAGCGUUUCAAGCAGUGUCAUGAAGAGUGGGUGAAUACAUUCAUCACAAUUGAAAAGAGAAUAUCAAACCAUGCCGAGAUCCACCGCGCAGCCGUGGUGACGACUCCUAUUUCACAAGAUUCGGUUCUCAAAGCUAUAAAAUCCAUAGCAAAAAGUCGCGAGUGGCUCGAAAAUACCGAAAAGCUGUUGGAUUCGCUCAUUCGCGCACUUCGUGCCAUCGUCAAUUCCUGGUACGAUUUCGAGGAGGACGGCUGGGUUAAUGUUCCCAGGAGCAACGGUAUCCAGUCAUUGCAACAGCAAAUAGUCAACAAAGUCAAGGAGCUCACAGACGUUCUUAAUGGUUUUCUGGACUUGAAGGGUCAAUGCCACCAGUUCAGGCAGAAAUUGGACCUCGAGAUCAAUGUGCAAAGCGGUUCUUUCAGUUCCCUACAGCCCUUCAAUGUAACGUUUAUUCAAGUCAUAUCACCGCUUGUUACUUCAGCAGCAAUCCUACAAGCGCAGGUCCUUUCAUUCAGCUCACAAUGGGCAUGGUUUCUUCUCCUAACCGUUGGGUUUUCUGCCCUUCUUUGGUGUAUGGAACCUUGUUCCAGCCCGCUACCUUGGCUGCGCAGGAAGAUGCUCAACGUUUACAGCCACCUGGGUGGAGAGAAGGAUGGGCUCCAAGACGGCGCGACAUGGGAAUCAGGGCGGCUUCUGUCCUUUCAAUCCCUUUUCAAAAGAAGCACGCCUGAGCUAUCCGAGAUUUUGCCACCCACUCGGGAGUCGGAUUUCCGUUCGCCCGAAAGUUGCCUCGCCACGUCAAGCCUUGGUAUGACAAGCCUCACGAUGACCAUGGGCGAGCUCAGCUCGCAGCUAUCCAAUUUUGGGCUGGAAUCGGAAAUGCACGAAAUCCCAGCGGCCGACAUUUUGGCUAAGCCACUCGACAUUUUUCGGUCGCAUUUGGCCAAUCUCAUCGCUUCUGCCGUCCAUUGCGACCUCUCGUCGGCCUACGACUCCAUCGCCGAUUCUUCCAUGGCGGACCUCGAAGUCAUCGUGCCCAAGCUCAAGCUAAUGGACAAGUCAAAACCGCCCAUCGAAAACUCCAUUGAUAUCAGCCAGAAACUAAAACUGUCGCCUUUCUUCACAGCCCCCUAUCCUGAUGGGCCGCGAAUCAGGUUCUAUUUUUCCCCAAUGGCUCUACCAAAGCUUCUUCUUCCAUAUAUUGAGGACCGAAAGUCUUCAUAUGGCGAACAUAAAUCGGAAGGCUUGAAAGACACCUCCGGUACCCAUAAGAAAGUAAUUGUGGAGUUCUCGUCCCCAAAUGUCGGAAAGCUUCUCGAGAGCAAGCCACUCGAGCAUAUGCUUGAGGUGUACUUGCAAAUCAAGACUCUGUUCAAGCCCGAGCAGGAAGAAAUCAGGAAGGCUAAGGAUGAGGUCCGCAGUUCUUCGGAGAUUGAGGGCCGUGGAGUUUCUGCCGAAAGAGACGCUUUCUUCCGAGAUUUGGAAGCACAGACCGAAGAUGCAGUACGUUUGUGGUCCCAGUUCAGACAGCCCACUAUCGAUCAUAUGCAAGAGUCGUAUGGAGGCAUGGGCAUCCGCUUUGACGAGUACUCUGGUGAAUCUCAGGUCAAAGCGGAGACGAUGUCUGAAGUGGAGGGCAAACUCAAGGCCGAAGGUAUCCUCGAAGAGAAUGAGGACGGCUCAUGGCUCAUCGAUUUUGCAAAACAUGCCGGAAAGGCUGGCAAGGGCUUGCCGGCGCAAGUUCUCCGCAAUCACGAUGGAUCGUCGACAUAUCUGCUCCGCGAUAUUGGUGCAGCAAUCGAUCGAUACAAGGCUCAUGAGUUUGACAAGAUGAUCUACGUCGUCUCUUCUCGACAAAGCUCUCACUUUCAACAGCUUUCUCUUGCUCUGAGAUUGAUGGGACGUGCUGACCUCGAGGAGAAGAUUCAUCAUGUUAGCUUUGGUGAGAUCCAAGGGCUUGAGGGACACAUGAACGGUCCGUUGCUGCUUGACAACAUCCUCCAUCAGUGCAGCCAAUCUUUGCAACACCCAUCUGCCUCAAUGCCUAGCGAGAAACUCAACGGAACCCAGUUGGUUGUCGGCGCACUGCUCUCCAGAGAGGUCGCCGCUAAGAAAAGAUCUCAUGGCUACACCAUCGACCCUGACCACAUCUUCUCUGAGGAUGAGGGAGCAAUCCUUAAUUUGCAACAGUUUUAUGCGCAAAUCGUCUCCAAGAUUUCCGAGCUUCAAACUGACGACGUCGAGGCGGUCUCUCCAGACCCCUCUGUGUUCGAAGAUGAUGUCACCGCCGAACUUCUGGGUGCGUUGGCCCGAUACCCUGAGGUCACAGCGACUGCAUUCAAGUCCCUCGAGUCUCAUACCAUCUUCAUAUACAUGUCUCAACUUGCCGAGUCCCUGGAGUUUCUAGAGCCUGAUGAAGAUGAUGCCGAAGACCAAGAAGAGGGUGGCUCAUCCAGCCAGGCUGGGCCAAGCUCGUCGCCUGAAGAAGACCCUCCUGGGGCUCGGCGGGCGCGCCUCGAGUUGUAUCGUUGUGCUAGGCAACUGGUUGAGAAUGGGAUGAGACUGCUUGGGUUCCCCAUUCCUGAAGCCUAAAACGCAAAGGCUUGUUGAAGUGAGAUCUACUUGCAAUGAUGGCGAAGUUUAACAUAACCUAUGAGUCCAAAUUUCGCGUCUUGAGUCUGUAACUGAAGUAUGGGUGAGGAUUCAUGCAGUUAGUAUGCUACCUAUCAACAGUGAGCAGAACGUGAGACGAAAGAUGGUAUCGUUAUCCUGAUAUCAUAAAUUCGAUAGUCAAAGCAAACUCAAAACAAUUCGUAUAUGCACUUGACAAUUGAAAUAAGAUUAUACUGC